Messenger RNA from Procambarus clarkii (red swamp crayfish), 1095 nucleotides. The record is from RefSeq and is a predicted model, not a curated record. NCBI's taxonomy places the organism in Eukaryota, Metazoa, Arthropoda, Malacostraca, Decapoda, Cambaridae.
AUGGCAGCGUGGAUGUGGCACAAGUUUUCGACGUGGUUUUGGGAUCCAUAUGUGUGGCUGCCUCCGAACUACUCCUGGGAAGAUCUGGUGCCCAAUGAGAAGGUUCGCUACGCCAACUGGAGUGACCUGUGGACGUAUCCCAUUAUUAUGGCACUUUUAGCUAUUCCUCUUCGAUUCUUGGUUCUCAACAAACUUGUUUAUUCUGUUUUAGCCCAAGCUGUUGGUCUGAGGGAUGUAAAAGCACGUGCAGUUGUUCCUAACGAAACUUUAGAACAUUUAUUUUCGCGUUAUAAGGCCAAGCCCCCUGAUAGUGAGAUCAGUCAUUGUGCUGGUAAGCUUGGAUGGUCAGAACGCAAAGUUGAGCGAUGGAUACGACAGAGGACAUCCAUGACUCGUAUCAAUAAAUUCACCAAAUUUAUGGAAUGUUCUUGGCAGUGUACAUAUUACACUUUUAUCUUUUUGUAUGGGUUGUAUGUGAUGUGUGGAAAACCAUGGCUUUGGGAUAUUCUAUAUUGUUGGUAUGACUUUCCAAAUCACAGUGUUGAUGAUGAUGUGUGGUGGUACUAUAUGAUUUCCCUUUCCUUCUAUUGGUCCAUGACAUUUACUCAUUUCUUUGAAAUUAAGCGAAAAGACUUUUGGCAAAUGUUUUUCCAUCAUUUAGUCACUAUUGCCCUCAUUACAUUCUCUUGGACAUGUAACCUCACACGAAUUGGAACUUUAGUUCUUAUUGUGCACGACUGUGCUGAUAUUCCUCUUCAGCUGGCUAAAAUGAGUAUUUAUUCUGGCCACAAGGCAUUCUGUGAUGCUGUCUUUGCAAUCUUUGCAGUGUUGUGGGUUAUAACUCGUGUUGGAAUUUAUCCCAUGUGGAUUUUGUAUAGUACGGCUGUUGAUGCUCCAACAAUUGUGCCCAUGUUCCCUGCUUAUUACAUUUUUAAUAGUUUGUUGUUUACACUGUUGUUUUUGCAUGUCUACUGGACAUACCUCAUCCUUCGUAUCAUUGCUGUUACCAUAACCAAGGGAAAUGUGGAGGAUAACCGCUCUUCAUCUGAUCCAUCAGAAUUCUCUCAUGAUGAGGAAGAGAAAAAGAAUAAGUAA